UUUUCUUCUAAAUGAAAAAAAUACAAUUUUACAACAAAAAAAGUUUACAUGUUUCUACAAAUUUUUAAUUCUGUCAGAAAGAAAAAUUUAAUUGUAUAAAGGUAUAUAUUCAGUAGGGAAGUUAAAUAAUAAAGUUAAUUUUAUUUUUGUUAUUAAUCACUUUAAAUGAUGAAGUGCACUUCUAUUAUAUGGUGAUAGUAACAAAAUGAAAAUUAAAGUAAAAAAGGAAAAAGAAGCAAACCAAUAAUCAUACAAGGCAUACUGUUAUUUUAACUAAAAAAAAAAAAGAAAAAAUAGAAAUUGUAAAAGAAAUAGCUUUCCUUUUUCAUAAAAUGUAGCCUUUUUAUUAUUUAUUAAGAGAGGUGCAAAUUUCAGAGUAGCAAAUGAUAGUGCUGGGGCAAACUAAAAAAAUAAAAAUAAAAAUUAUUGUCUCACCAAAGAUCAAUUCUGCUUCUUACUUCCAUUACAUAUUGUUAAUUUUAAUUGUCUAUCCAACAGGAAGAAUUUAUUCUCCUGUGACAAUGAAAAAGUAAAGGAAAUUAGUAAUCAGUUUGCCAUUAGAAACUGUUGAAAAGAUAACAAUGGUUUUAUGGCAUUCUACAAGCCGGCAUGAAUAGCAGAACAUCUCUGUCUCCUUAUGUUACUACUAACUAUCAUGUGCUGCAGACAAAACAGGCAUUGUAAUUACCGUUAAGCAGUUUCCUUCGAGGUUUCUUGUCCUUUCAACUGCAUAUCUAGUCUAAUCUAUCUUGAGCACCCAAUUCUUUGGAAUCUCUUUAGUUUCUUCUGCUUAUUAUACACCAGUAAACGAUGGAACCACAUUGUUUUUAUUUUAAGCACUCGAAUUUCUUUUCCUGAGGCUGCUGCACUCUAGCUAUUUUCUUUCCCCAUUUCCUCUCAGACACUGUCUUUCAAUCCAACGCCUUCAUCAUCAUCAUCAUCCAUGCCAAGCUCAAAUUCAGGUGUAGAUCAUAAUCCUGCAAUGUAUGUUCACUCAAUUUCUGGGGCAGGCAGGCUUCUUCCUUCAGCUAGCCAAUGGAACUCGAUAGAACUUGACUUUAGUCUUUUUCCGAACUCCAAAACUAACUAUGACUCGAUCCCCUCUCGGUACUCCAAAUCUUUCGAAUAUGAACUUAUUAUCACCGAUAGACAGUACUUCAAGCGCUUUCUUUACAUUUCAGUCGUCAUUGUUUUACUCGUGAUAGCAACUGUCUUAUUAGUACACUUCUUGCCUCACCAGAAUAAGCUCCAUGGGAAUUCAAAGAAUCUGACACUUGCACUGAGCCAAGCUCUGAUUUUCUUUGAUGCACAGAAAUCUGGGAAUUAUCCAAACAAUAGUCCUGUGAAAUUCAGAGGAAAUUCAGGACUGCAAGAUGGGGAUUCUGUACCUGGUGGCCUUGUGGGUGGCUUUUAUGAUUCUGGCAAUAAUAUCAAAUUCAGUUUCCCUGUAGCUUAUACCAUUACCCUCUUGAGUUGGACUGUGAUUGAGUACCAUCAGAAAUAUGCUGAUAUAGGUGAACUUGAUCAUGUCAAGGACAUUAUCAGAUGGGGCAGCGAUUAUUUGCUCGAGGUUUUCGUUCCGUCAAAUUCAACUUCGGAUCCCAUUACAAUAUAUUCUCAGGUUGGAAGUGCUGGCAAUGGCACUGGAGGUGAUAAUGAUAUCAGUUGCUGGCAAAGACCCGAAGAUAUGAGCUAUGCAAGAACUGUCUCAGCUUGUGAUGGCACAGCUUCUGAUCUAGCAGGAGAAAUCAUGGCAUCAUUUUCAGCAGCAUCAGUAGUAUUCAGAGAAGAUAAUGCUUACUCAGGACGAUUAAUCAGGGCAGCAGAGUUUUUGUUUGAGGUUGCAACUAAGAAUGAUACUGGUCAUAUACAAGGAACUAACACCAAUAUUGAGACUUGUGGAGGACAGGCAAGAUUGUUUUAUGAUUCAUCAGGCUACAAAGAUGAACUAGUCUGGGGAGGAACUUGGUUAUUCUUUGCUACUGGAAAUAAUUCUUAUCUCCAAUAUGCUACCGAUCAUUUUAGCGCAGCGGAGGAAGAGGAAGCAAUAUCAGAGAAAGGAAUUUUCUCUUGGAACAACAAGCUUACUGCUAAUGUGAUUUUGCUAACUCGACUUCUAUACUUUCGCGAUAUGGGCUUUCCCUUUGAGGAUAGAUUAGGAUCUUCAUCAAACGCAACCAAUUUGCUCAUCUGUUCUUAUCUUUCUCAAGGAACCUUUAACAGAACACCAGGUGGCUUGAUACUCUUAAGUUCUGAUUAUGCUGGGCCAAUCCAGUUUGCUGCAACAGCUUCUUUCCUGAGUAAAUUAUACAGUGACUAUCUUGAGCUUCAACUUAGAUCAGGAAUAAGUUGCACUAGUGAUGAUUUUUCCCUUGAAAUGUUGCGAGAUUUUGCCAGGUCUCAAGUAAAUUACAUUCUAGGAGAUAACCCGAGGAAGAUGAGCUACAUGGUUGGCUUUGGAAACCAGUAUCCAACCCAUGUUCAUCACAGGGCUGCAUCAAUCCCUUGGGACGGUCGGAGCUAUACUUGUCAAGAGGGAGACAGAUGGCUGCAGUCUAAAUAUCAAAAUCCGAAUAUUCUUUAUGGAGCCAUGGUUGCAGGACCAGAUCCAUUUGAUAAUUUCUUGGACGAAAGAGACAAACCGCAGUUCACCGAACCAAGCAUAGCUAGCAAUGCAGGUUUAGUUGCAGCACUCGUAGCCCUUCAUGAUUCGGACGGCAUUAAUUCAGGCAUAGACCGGGAUGGCAUCUUUAAACACAUUCGUGAACCUUCUCCAUCUCCUUAAUACACUCGUAGACUGACUUCAAUUCCAUAAGAAAGAGAACAUAAGGCAAAUCAAGAGAUUGCCGACAUUUUGAUAAAUAA
Ricinus communis (castor bean) is the source of this 2865-nucleotide messenger RNA. RefSeq names its product endoglucanase 25. Gene Ontology annotation, molecular function: hydrolase activity, hydrolyzing O-glycosyl compounds. The transcript has 6 exons. The coding region runs from base 944 to 2785 and encodes 613 amino acids. Gene Ontology annotation, biological process: carbohydrate metabolic process. Lineage: Eukaryota; Viridiplantae; Streptophyta; Magnoliopsida; Malpighiales; Euphorbiaceae. The record is from RefSeq and is a predicted model, not a curated record.